This is a messenger RNA of Durio zibethinus, 702 nucleotides long. NCBI's taxonomy places the organism in Eukaryota, Viridiplantae, Streptophyta, Magnoliopsida, Malvales, Malvaceae. The record is from RefSeq and is a predicted model, not a curated record.
AUGGUACAUUGGUACAUUCUGAUUGUGGCCCCAUAUAUCGCUAGAGCCCUUAUAGUUCGUAUCCAAAUUAUGGUUUCAAAAGCUGUGCGAUUUAGAAACAUCCAACAAGAAGUACUUGCAGUUGCAGAGCCUAAUAAGGAUGGAAUUUAUAGAAAGAUUUAUCCAUAUAGUUUAAUGAUAGAGUAUCAAAACAGAUGUCAAUCAUGGUUUUUGAGCAACUUGAGACAAGUGCUUUUCAUUAUUGCAAUAAUGCCAUUAACAUGCAUAAACACGGUAGCUAAUCUAUUGCUUUUGCGCAUGCCCGCAUCGAUUUCAUCAUUUGGGUAUGCUUCUUCGUUGCUUAUGGCUAUGAGAUCCACUAGCCUAGAGGACCAAGAUGAUAACACAAUUCGAUCAGGCGGAAAAUGCUUAACCACUUAUGGACACAGCUCCAGAAAUUAUGUGAUGAUCUAUGAUUGUGACACGGCUGUCUCUGAUGCCACCAAAUGCAAAAUCUGGACCGACGGAAGCAUAAGAAAUCCCAAAUCUGGGCUAGUCUUGACGGGAAGUAAAGAUAGCUCAGGCACGAUUAUUCUGGUUGUAAAUAACAAUUUUUAUGGUUCUAGACAAGCUUGGUAUGCCAGUAAUAAUACGAAGCCACCAGUGGCCACCAUUGUUGGUUACAAUGGUCUAUGCUUGCUGGCAAGUGGAAGUCGGGUGUAG